AUAGGGCUGGCGUCGGGCUUCGGGCGUUGUGUGGGCCUCUCCGCUCGAUAACUGGGUCGCGCCGCGCAGCAGGCCUUGAGUUAGCGGUCUGGUUCCGGCGGCUGUGGAACUCCUGCCGCCACCUCCGCCGCCGCCAACACCACGUGACGCAUGCGGGAUUUAGCCGCCCCCGCCCCUGCGCCGCGCAGACCAGACCACACCACGCCAGCGAGAUUUUGCAUAUCCGAUUACGUUCUUUAGCGUUCGUGACUCAAGGAAUGGAAGUGUCGUUUCGGUGUGUGUAGCUAGUGUUAAUACAGUCAUUUAGAAGAGAAUUUUUCAAAUACGUGUUUUUGCAAUUUAAUCAGCAUUAUAUAGAAUUGUCAAUUUUGAGUCAAUACCAUAGAGAGGAAAUAAAAACAGAUAAGGAAGUUGCAAAGCCUUUGUUUUCCGAGCGUGGUUAAUUCACGAUGCACAACCAACAAUUUCUGCCUCGCGUAAUCGAGGUGAGUUCAUACGAAUGGCAUCUGAAGGCCACACGUAAACCUCGUAGGUUGGUGACUUUCGAUCAACCCAAAGUGAAUCACGAAUGUUUGGCUUUGUCUGAUAAUUUUUCUUUAUCUUAUCAGCUAAGUGAUUAUCACAUUUUGUAAAACUCUUUGUUUUAUGCGCGUCGGGAGAGGUGGUGUUGAGCUCAUUCUCAGUUCACAAUCUGGCGCUGCUCUACUACGCAUGCUCAGUGUAUUACGUCACGACACUUGUGACAAUAUGGACGCCUGUCAUGGGUUGUUGUGAAUCAGCAGACUAAAUUGAAAGUGCAGUGAGAGCAGUAGGAAGAUGUACAUGAGAACGUUUUCAGUGUGUAUUUGUAGUUCAUAACUCAAUUCUUAAAAUGACAGAGGAGCACAGUGUACUCUUUAGUGAUGAUGACGACGAUUCUGAAAAUGGGUAUCAGACUCCUGAAAUGCAAGGAGUUCUUAGCAAGUGGACUAACUACAUUCACGGUUGGCAGAGUCGGUUUAUAGUGUUGAAGGAUGGAACACUCUCGUACUAUAAAUCGGAACAGGAUACUGGAUUUGGAUGCAGAGGCGCAAUUAGCCUAUUUAAAGCUACUAUUAAGCCACACGAGUUUGACGAGUGUCGUUUUGAUGUCUCCGUGAAUGAUUGUGUGUGGUACCUGCGUGCUGAUACACCAGAAGAUAAACAACAGUGGGUUGAUGUGCUUGAAACCUACAAGGCAGAAUCAGGCUACGGGAGUGAAAAUAAUCUGAAACGCCAUGGAAGUGCUAUAUCUCUUACAUCGAAUACACUUUCAACAGCAUCAACAUCCAGUUUUAAGAAAGGACGAGGUCUUAAAGAAAAACUUGCUGAAAUGGAAACUUUCAGGGACAUUUUGUGUCAACAAAUUGAGACCCUCCAGAAAUAUUUUGAUGCUUGUGCAGAGAUAUCAUCCUCCUUGAAAUCAUCUAAAGGAUCUGAUGAUGCAAGUAGUGAAAUCCUCAAAGAUCUUCAUGAAAAUUCAGUUGAAGAAUUUCAUAAUAACUUCACAAAAGAUCUAUCUGCAUCUUUGGAAUCUUCAAUUUCAAAGGAUUUAAUCCUUCGACAUGGUGAUCAUGCUAUAGAUUUCAAAGGAGAAGCGUUGACAUUCAAAGCAACUACUGCUGGAAUAAUUGCAACAUUGCAACAUUGUCUAGAAGUAGUAGGUCAACGAGAAGAUAUGUGGAGACGUCGAAUGGAAAAGGAAAUGGAGAGGAGAAGAAAAGUUGAGGAAUUGUACAGACAAGCUAAGCAGGAAGCUGCUAGUACACGAGUAGUUGUACACAGCAGCCCUGACUUUGAGGAAGGGCCACACAGUACUUUGAAUGAAGAGGAAUUCUAUGAUGCUGUAGAGACUGGACUGGACAAGAUAGAAGAGGAUGUAGAAUUCCGUGAACGAAUGAAGAGUAAACAAAGUGUUAAAGCUCCUCUGUCAAAGGCUACUCAACAUAAAUUGUGGCCAGAGGCGAGUAUAAAAUAUUCAUAUUUGAUGAUUAAUAAAAUAAAAGUGGCAUUAACUUUCAUAAAUCAAAGAUUACUGUUCUUAGAGCAAUGCCUUGAAGAUAGCCGGGUGGGUGGUAUUGGUGUACUAAUGUAUUGGUGCAUUCUGUUUGCAUAUCAUCAGAGAAAUUUGCCAAAAUCAUUGUGGGAGGUUCCUAUAAUUGAUCGUAUUACAAUGGAACAGUUGCACUAUGCAAGAUUGGGUGUUGGAGAAGGUGGUUGGCAGUUGUUUGCUGAAGAAGGAGAAAUGAAAAUGUACCGCCGUGAAGAGGAGUCCGAAGGUCUUGUCAUUGAUCCUCUGAAGGCAUGCCAUGUGGUGAAAGGUGUUACGGGUCAUGAAAUGUGCCAUUAUUUCUUCUCACCUGAUGUUAGAAUGGAGUGGGAAACUACUUUGGAACAAAUGACUAUAUUGGAGACUGUAGCUGAUGACACACUGGUGUUUUUGCAAGUGCAUAAACGAAUAUGGCCUGCAUCCCAACGUGAUGCAUUGUUCUGGUCACACAUGAGGAAGGUACCAGAUGAUAAGGACAGAGAUGGUCAUGACAUAUGGAUUGCAAAUAUUGGGAAGUGUGUUCGAGUGUACCUCACUAUAUGUCUAGUCUGCCAGACUUUUAUAGAUCCACCUAAAGAAGGAUCUCAAAUUACUCGUGAUAAUAUCACUUGUAAAAUAACCUAUUGUUCAGUAGUCAACCCUGGUGGUUGGGCCCCUGCCUCUGUGCUUCGAGCUGUCUACAAGAGAGAGUAUCCCAAGUUCCUGAAACGCUUCACGGCCUACGUUAUAGACCAGUGCAAGGACAAACCCAUUCUGUUUUGAGAAAGCUUAUAAUUGUAACCAGUGUGCUCCAGUUUCUGACCAACGGAAGUGGAUAGUUUUUCUACGACAGUUAAAUGUGGAAAAUAUUUAUGUUAAAACAUAAAGCUAUGAACCUAGUUUUUACAAUUUUUUGAAAUCAAUCUCUUUAAGUUUUGUGUAUGUACAGUAAUAUUGAUAUAUCUCUAUAUUCAUAUAUGCAGUAUAUAUGCAACAUCGCCAGACAUUCUAAUGAAUUCACCAUUGCAUUCAUCAGAAUAUGUAUGUAUAUCAUUCCAAAUUAUUGUAGUUAGUUUCAAGAAAACUCCAGUGAAUUAUCAGUCUGUUCUUAUAUUCCACUGUAGGGUAAGACUGCAAAACUUGAGGGUCAGCUAUGAAUUUUUUCAGUGAUGAUCAUCAAUUUGAGAAAGUAUAUAAUAUGAAUGAAAAAAAAUUAGUACAUACAUUUAAAACUGUGAACUCAAAAUUCAUUUUCUCUGAUGUUAGAUAGAAUUACAAUUCUCAAAAUAGUUUCAUAGUAAAUUUUCUUGCCAAGUGCUUCAAUUGUGCUCAGUUACUGUAAAUUAGUAAAUGUUGCUUUGCAGUUGACCAAGCUUCUAAAUAUAUUUGCUCUACAUUUUUGUUAUACUAAAUCUGUCUUAAGUGUUCCAAUAUGUAUAGUUACAAUAAUUGUUUGCUGAAAAUGGUGAGCUGAUGAUUGCUCAUAUGUACUACUUAGUACUUGCAAAAUGUGUAUCCUCCAUUACCUAAUGUGUGUUAUUGUGAUAAUAUGUUUGUCAAUUUAUUAUUUGAGAAACUUCGUUGUCAGUGAGAUCAGUGGGUAUGUUAUUAAUUGAAAUCAAAAUACCAAAGAGGAGGAGACUGACAUUAAGGAUGCUCCUCCCUCUGAAUGUUUGUUUGAAUAAACUUUAACAAAGCUGCAUAAAAAAACAUUAAAAAAAAGUUAUUGGAUAUGCCCUUUUAAUUGAGAAGUUAGUUCUGUUUUCUUUGUGCUAGACAUGUUGAACUCCACUUAAUAUUCAUUUACUUUUGUAGAUGAUACCUAGUAUUAUACAAUGUAUCUUCCAUAUUUAUACCUUCCAUUUGUCUCUAAAAUUAUCAGAAUUGCUUCCGAUUGAUAUUCAGUUUGAUGUCGUAUAUUACCUGACAGUCGGAAGUGUAAUUUAGCUGGUUUAUAAUCUAUCUGCAUCAAGGAGUAAUGUUGCAAAAUUGAUAAGUACUGUAGGAAGAUAUUUACAUGAAGCUAAGCAAAUUUAGUGAAACUGAGUACAUUUGUGCACAGUGAAUAAAUUCUACCAUAUUUUGGAAUGAUAUAUUGGUUUUUGAAUCAAUGUAAAAUAUUUUCUUAAGGGUGUUUACAGACUGUUUGUAUAAUUUAGGUUAUUUGAAAAGUAAUGAGUUGUGAAAGAAAUAUUCACGAAUGUAUGUGGGUGGCAGUGUGCCUUGCCUUGGAUAAAAAUGUGCAAAGCAAUGUAACAAUGCUUCGUUGUUCAAAGAAUAUGUUUUGGUGUGCCUUGAAUAUGAGUAUAGUUUCACAGGUUAUUUAUUCAGCACACUGCAGAAGUUCCAUGCUUUGACUUUAAUUUGCAAUUUAUUACGAAUCUCCUCAUUUUAGUUUGUGGUGAGGAUCAAUUUUCAGACCCAGGGCUUGUCUGUGUAUUAGAAUAGAUUUUUAUGGAUAAUUUGUCAGCAGAUUGUUUUGUUUCCUAAAUGAUAUAAUCUCAUGUAUAUUUUGUCGUAUUGUUCAGGUACAAGAUAAAUUUAGAAUAUAGAGAAUAUGAAAAAGAGUACAUUAUUUGUACCAAAGAAUUUUUUUAUGCAGUUUCCUCUGUCCAGAACACAAAUGUACUUUUUUACCUAUGUAUGUUUUUCUAGAAAUGUUGUUUUGAGGACUUAAGAAUUAUAAUUAAGUAUAGUUGAUGGUGAUUGUUUCCUUUGUGUAAUUUUUUAUUGUACAGUGAAUCUCAUUGUUGCAUACAUCUUCUUUGUCAUUAUGUGUACUCUUGUCUGUGUUGUGUGAUACAAAAUUGUCGCUACUGGCUUCUUUGCAUGGUCCAGUUAAACUUCUUUAUUACAAUCAUUGUGAAGUCAAAGAGUUUAUUGAAAAGUUGCAAGAGUUUCUGUAAGUAAUAAACAUUUAUCCAUUAUGCAAAUAUUUGUAAUUUCUCAUAGAACAUGACAGUUUCCUAUUUUGGAUAUGAUGUCUUUCUGAAAGGCAAUUGUAUAUAUAACAUCUAAAUGUAAACCUGUGGAUGGAAUUCAUUUACAUUUAACAUUGUUGGCUGUGCUUGGGACUGGGACCUAUUUAUGUGUCGAGUUGUUUUAGCAACAUUGCAUAUUUUUGCCAGUGUUGUAUAUUUGCUUAUUGUGAGAACAUUAAAAUAUAUGCCAUUAGAAAAGUGUAUUCACUCAAAUUUACC
This is a messenger RNA of Gryllus bimaculatus (two-spotted cricket), 5247 nucleotides long. The record is from the annotation of a GenBank genome assembly. NCBI's taxonomy places the organism in Eukaryota, Metazoa, Arthropoda, Insecta, Orthoptera, Gryllidae.